AGGCAGCUGUCACUGACAUUUCGUUUGCUUCGUGUAAAUCUUGUGAUGAACAAGUUACAAAUCCGUCUAUUUUAUCAAUGAAUAAUGGUUUACAUUAAUAGAUAAUGGAUAUUUUUGUUGCCCAUUUUACUGUGUAUCAAUAGAACUGUGUGAGAAGCUAUAAAUUCGUGGUUGUACUCUAUAAUGGAAUUUACUGAUCUGAAUUUGACAGAAACCGAAAUGAGAUAUUUCGGUGAUUUGUUUUUAUGUUGCGAUGAGGAGUCCAACGGGAAAAUACCUAUUCUUAAGGCAAUGGAAUUAUUUAGAUCGUCUAAUGUAUCAAAUGAUGUCCUCAAACAGAUCAUGGACAUAAGCGUCGCUCCUAACAAUUACGCUUCUCUGAAUCAUAUGAAAAGGAAACAAUUUUAUUCCGCAUUGAAACUAAUAGCAGCACAUCAAACAAACAUGGCAUUGAAGCCUGAACUGUUAUCAACUCCCUUAGACCUGCCCCUGCCAAGGUUUACGUGGGCACUGAACUCUGAAGCGAAUGCUGACCUAAUACAAUUAUCUAAUUCCCCAAAAGAACAGCAUAUUUCAAAGCGAGAAAGAAAUUUUGGUGGAAAUCUAGGUGCAUAUGAGCCAAUACGAGUCUCAUCAAAUUUAUCGGACAGUGAUGUUCCUCAGGCUCUAUCUCACGAUGCGACAGAAGCUUUGAGCACAGACUCGGAAAUGGAAUCAGAAACCAUGUCACAAAGAUCAGGUUCACAUGGGAGGAGAGGCAAGAACGGUUCUCCGUGGAGUACGGCGAGCGAAAGUCCCACGCCUACGAACAGCGUCGCGGAACGGGUGCACCCUGUAUGGGAGCACAGCGCGACGGGCCGCGGCGUGUGGCCCACCAACACUGCGGAGGAGCACACGAGGCUACUGGGGACGGAGGAGGAGUCUUCGGACCGCCACUCUUCGGAGGAGGAAGGCGAGGGCGAAGCGGAGGCGGCGUGGGCCAUCAGCGAAGCGCAGGCGCGUCACUACGCAGCGCAGUUUGCACAGCUGCGGCCUGAGCGCGGCCUGCUGUCGGGGCCCACCGCUAGGUUGUUCUUCGAAAAGUCUCGACUCUCAGUGCCGGAUCUGCGGAAGAUCUGGCAACUCUCCGACAUAACCAAAGACGGGAUGCUGACGCUUGAAGAGUUCAGUAUAGCGAUGCAUCUGAUUGUACUGAGGCGGAACAAUAUUCCGGUGCCUGACACGUUGCCCGCGUGUUUGAUACCUCAAGUGGACUCGCGUUUCUCUCAAACCGCGCUCACUACGGAUUUAGUUGAUUUGGGCUCUGAUAUGUUCAGUUCUGGGUCCUCGGCAGACUUCAGCUUCGUUCAUAAAACCGAACCUGAGGCGAAGAAACCGGAGCCCGAUCGGCCGCCUUCUUUGUCUCCGCCGAAGCCGGAGCCACAGCUAAAUAACAAGGAGUGGACAAAAUUCGUCGAUUCGCCCACAUCGAGCGUGUCGAGCCCUGGCCCGAAGCCGGUCAACUUCGACUUCCACAAAUCGGCCGUGGAGCGCGACCCGAAGAUCUUCCAUCCCGUUGCUCUACGCGUCACUCCCGACGCGGCGCCGCAUGAUGACGUCAGAGCGAGCGCGUCACCGAGGAGAGACGACUUUGCGCAUGCCUUUGAGCUGGCCAGCCCUAAGCGGCUCAACUCGCAGCCGCCGGCGGAGCCGCCGCCAAACGGCGCCGAGAUCAAGUCUAUCCAGCGCCCGCAGCCACGGAAGCCGGUGAAGACCGCUGGAGUGUUGCCGCCGCCGCCCGCGCGUGAGCCUGUGACUACGCAUGAUGAGGGUCCCGCGUCUCUCCAAUACGCGCCUAAGAAGGAACCGCCGCCGCCACCGCCACCGCGGCCGCUGCGCAACCACACGCGCUCCAGCUCGCUCGACCUCAACCGGCUGAAGAGCACCGCGCCCCCCGCGCCGCCGCCGCGCGUGUCCCCCUCGCACGCCUCGCCGCCCGCGCGCCGCCCGCUCACCAACCAGCGCAGCGAGGGCGAGCGGGGUGAACCAGCCUUUCCUCCCGACGCGUUCGCGCCGCGCGAGUAUGAAGGCGACGGGUUCGGCUACGCGCGCGACGACGCGCCCAAGAUGCACGGUGCCUUCGAGGUAACUAGCAGUACAAGGGGACAAGUAUACCGCAAGCCAUCUCGCGAGUCGUCCUGCGAGGCGGAUCCCGACGUGAAGUCGCUUCAGGAACAGAACGCGGUUCUCCACCGCGUGUGCCGCGCUCUAUGCGCAGAGCUGGCCGACGCACAGCGCGAGCGCGAGGCAUUGCGCGUGCGCCUGGGAACACACACGCCCGUCUAGUAAGCACGUGUAUAAAGAAGCGAUCAAACGCGGCGUUUAAACGCCCUGCGUAAGGAAUGGUUCAUGUGUCCCCCGUUUCCUGUCUUUCGAAUUACGAGGUUGGCGCUGUGUCACAGUGGUGUGUGGACUCGUGAUUAUAGGAGCAGUGCAUGUACUGUUCAUUUCAUAGACUAGAAUUUUCCUUUCUUUCUAUGACUAUCAUAACAGAUUAUUUUUCUUUAUUGCCCUUCCACUCGCGUUUAUUUUUUAAUGCGAAGUACACGUAUGUGAUGAAGGUCAAGUCCGCCAAGUUUUGUCUUAUUACGUACCUUCUAUAACCUAAAUUACAUUUCAAUGAACUGAAAAAAAAGUUGGCAAACCUUUUUUGGAACUAAUUAUCUGUGGAAUUUUUCUUUUAUAGUCUGUGAAAUGAUACAAAACAACCCGAUCCACACAAGUCCAUAGAUCAAGGUGACACAGUUGUCAACAGUUGAUCAGUAACGCAUCAGGGGAUUGGUAGCGCCCCAUCGAACUACCUCGACCCUUAGAUUUGAAAAUUUUAAUGAAUUACCCUAUUACCGUACUUUCAGGCCAAAUCUAAUCUGCGAUUUCGAUGCGAAUUACUUUUAUCUAUCCUCAUAUUUUGUACCCGAUUUUGUAUAUUAUCCCGCGAAGUUCUAUCACUCGUAAGCCAUUGUAACCUAAGUGUAUAUCCUGUCUUAUCUACAUUUAUUGCGAUUUCGACUAAUGCUUCGAAUUCUAUCGGGCCACAAAUGUUUUUGCGACCUGCGUGUCAGUUAACGUCUCCCAUGUAAUUUUAAAAUUAAAAAUCGACCAAAACUAUUAUAUCUGCUCGACCUCAUUUACUGUCUGGCUUUAUUACAUUUGCUGGAAAGAAAAAAUAUUACAAAAUUAUGAAUAAAAACUUUAUAAACGGUUUUUAAAAAUUCAAAUUAUCUUUUCCAAAAAUCUUUUUAAAAAGUAUAAUUUUAACUGGUUUUAUAAAAAGUAAAUACAGAGGUAUUAUUGAUAUGAGUCAUAUACAGGGUGUAAGGGGUAGGUUAGUAAAAACAUAAGUGAUUAAAAUUAAUCUGAAUUGUAAUUUUUUCAUCGGAGUUGAUUUUCAAGAUGAAAUCUGCUUUCAGGACAUCUGUAAAAAUUUGGAAACCUGUCCUUUACACCCUGUAUUUAUUUACGAAUACUUUAAUGUUAAGAGGCUAUAAACAUUUUAAACGUCAUCAUUGCUGCUUAUCACAGUAUUUCGUAACUUAUGAUUAGACUACUUUGUCACAAUUUUAUUUUUACUUUAUUUUUAUUGAUGUGUGCAAGUAGUUUUCAUGGAGAUGGCAUGAGUGGAUUGAAUUUUUAAAAAAUAUCAGAGGUUUGAGUUGUGAGAAACGUUCAAAACGAGAUUGAUCUAUAAUCAUUUUGUUUUAUUUUCUUGAGUGCGUUCUUCAAGUUAAAACUUCGAAAAAUUAUAUUAUGAAAUGUUUUUAACGAUUUAAAUAAUCAAUUAAGUGUAGUUGAAAACUAUUAUGCUUAAAAAAUAAUUUAAUUUAAAUCGGAUCAUAUUCAAAAAUUAUUUACUUCUUUAAGUUCCAUCGGUGCCAUUUCUAAUGAUCUACUGAAGAGUAAACAUUUUGAAGAGACCGAGCUAGUACAUUUCCACAAGUCAGGCAGAUGCUGUGAAGACUUCAAACUAUUUUAAGUGAUAAAACAAGGCUUAUUUUUUAUGCUAGAAACGUUUUUCGUUAGUGUACUGUAAUUGUUACUUCUACUUAGGACGGUGGGCCUUUAUUUUUACCCGAUUGCGCUAGAAGGAGGGUUAUGUUUUUGCAUUGGUGAUUAAAAGGGAAAAUUGAAUUCAAGUAAAGAAGUAUUCUCAUUAUUUCGUGCCGAACUUUUAUACAAAAGAGAUCAUUAACAUAAUUGACGUUAAUCAAUAGUGCGAAUAAGCGGUGUGAAUAUACCUUAACAAAUUCAUUUUUUGAUUCCUGCACUUGACAGUUUUUCUUUUUUUCUUUCAAACUUAUGUCUGGUAAUUUGGGAAGUGUAAUUACUUUUAGACUUAAAAUUAAGUUAGGCCCACUGCCCUAAAAAGUGUCCAUAUUGUUGUGUAUCGAAAUCCGUCAAAGUUCGAUGAUACUUUAUUCUUUUUCGUGUUCUUUAAAUCGUAUUAGUAUGAAUGGUUGUGCUAACAUUAUUAUUUGUAUUCUUUUCGAGUCCAAAAAUCAUUUGGGCUUAUAUUAUUUUAUUUAUUUAAUACAUAAAUAAUGAGUAUAAAAUUAGGUGUCUAUGCUACUAUUCUUUAUUGCGAGUCUGUAGGCGUACUCAUUAAGACCUUUUUACAAAAACCCAGCAAAUUCAGGUGGUUGAAGACAAAAUAUAUUGUGGCAUUUACCUAGUAUAGACGCAUGCGUAACAUGCAUUGAAAUUUAUAUUCAAUGUUAUCAUUAUUUUCAAUGUUGUUUGAAAAACAAUUAUUUAUUAGUAGCGAGUAACGCUAAAGUUGCUUGUAUAGCAUUCCUUAUGUUUAUUAAAAUUGUAAUUUGCUUUGCUAUUAUUGUAAAAUAACCAAAAUUUACCAUCAAAAAGAGUAUUUGUUAAAAAUAUGUGAAUGUUGUAAAAAAAGAGUUAGUUAGUGUAGGGAGUGUAAAAAUGUGAAGCUUAAGAACUAUAAGAGAGGAGAUGCCAUGUCCAAGACUUGGCAUAGGUACAGUCAUUUGACUAGGAAUGUAUACUCUUUUAAAUGUAUUUUAAUCUUUAUUGCAAGGAAAUAAGGUUCAAAUAAAGCGUCAAUGUACACAUUCCCAUGCAAUUAACUGCACACGUCUGAUCGGAGCCUCUGGAUAUAGUUAGGAAUAAACAACGCAAAGGAGAAGUCUCACUCCCCAUUGAAAAUAACCCCUCGUCUGAUAGUACAGUGUAGUAACUCAAAAAUCGGCAAAAAUGAGAAAAAAUUGUUCUAUUUCCGGUUGUCAUCCUUAAUGGAAAAAUCUACAGAUACAAAUUAAAAAAAAGCUCAAACUCAGUGGUUCAACUCAUGGUCGUCAUACGAUCGUCGUCAGUUGUGUGAAUUCCAUUCUAUGUUUGAAAGCGAAAGUUUAAUAAUAUACAUAAAUGGAAUAAUUUUUUGUUUAUUAGUCAAUUAGGAUGACCACUAGGAAUAGGUAAUUUUUUACUACUAAUUUUGGCGAUUAUUUGAGAUGCUACACUGUGCUUUCUGGUGGGACUUAUUUCUGAGACUCCUUCUUUAUUGCCGGUAUCGUUUGAGAUCACCCUGUAUUAUAUAAGGUUAUUGUAAAAGUAUUUAUCGUUUAUUUUAGUUGUAUCUUUAAGGACAUUAAUCUCCGCGGGCAGACUACCUUUUGCAGUGUAAAUAUAAUAUUUUAUUGCGACUCUUAUGUUGGUAUAUGUUACAAGCUUAUUAUAGAUCGCGCGGUUGAUUUUCAUGUUCAAACUAUUUUAAAAACUCAGUCU
Ostrinia furnacalis (Asian corn borer) is the source of this 5784-nucleotide messenger RNA. RefSeq names its product RALBP1 associated Eps domain containing (gene Reps). NCBI's taxonomy places the organism in Eukaryota, Metazoa, Arthropoda, Insecta, Lepidoptera, Crambidae. Gene Ontology annotation, biological process: endosomal transport; endocytosis. The record is from RefSeq and is a predicted model, not a curated record. Gene Ontology annotation, cellular component: plasma membrane; cytoplasm. The transcript is spliced from 9 exons. Gene Ontology annotation, molecular function: protein binding; calcium ion binding. Bases 184 to 2325 code for a protein of 713 amino acids.